AUGAAUUUAAAGAUAAAAUGUUAACAAGAUGACCAUUAGGAUGAGAUAGACACGGUUUGUUAUAACUAGUUUUGUACAGAAUUUAGAUUGAAUUGUUUUAAAUGUAUGAAGAAGGCAAGAAUCCAUCAUGAUCAUUUUGAUGAUGUUGAAAAACUCAAUACUGUGAUUGAAUUCAUUGAAAGUAAAAAUAAAGAGUGUGAUAAUUUGAUAAAUGAUCUUGAUACAUAUCUAGAGAGUCUGAAUCAAUCAUUUACAUUAUUAAAAAGGGGAAUCAGAUAAAAAUAUUCAUUAAUAAAAGAAAGAUCUCUAUAAUUGAACUCUUAGUAACUAAAUGAUUAUUUGAAUUCAACCGUCAAAUUAAAUGAAUACAACUAAUCCAUUAAAACAAUCAUUUCAGAUUAAACUAAGAAAUUAACUCAUACAUUUAAUAACUUAUAUCAAUAAUUAAAUUUAUCAUCAUUUAAUUAUCAUUAUAUUGAUGAUAAUUCUAUAAAAUUAUCUAAAGAGUUAUAUGAUAAAGGUAGUCAUAUUAUUACAAUCCUUAGGUUUUGAUUUAUAUUGGAAAGAUAAACUUACUGAGGCAAUAGAAAUAUUUGAUAUUUCAAUACAAUAAAAUCCAGACAACCAUUUAUCUUUAUGGUGUAAAGGUAAAAAUAAGAGAAGAUUAAUAGGUUCAUGUUUAAGAUUGUUAAAUAAAUAUGAGGAUGCAAUCACUUGGGUGGACAAAGCAUUAGCUAUUAAUCCUAAGCAUGUAAAUUCCUUAUUUGAGAAAGGUAGAUUGAAUCAUUAUUGUAUUAAUAGGUGAGUGUUUAAGAUUGUUAAAUAAAUAUGAGGAUGCAAUCACUUGGGUGGACAAAGCAUUAGCUAUU
Paramecium octaurelia is the source of this 869-nucleotide messenger RNA. NCBI's taxonomy places the organism in Eukaryota, Ciliophora, Oligohymenophorea, Peniculida, Parameciidae. The record is from the annotation of a GenBank genome assembly.